Olea europaea var. sylvestris is the source of this 1512-nucleotide messenger RNA. RefSeq names its product protein trichome birefringence-like 34. Gene Ontology annotation, molecular function: O-acetyltransferase activity. The transcript is spliced from 5 exons. Lineage: Eukaryota; Viridiplantae; Streptophyta; Magnoliopsida; Lamiales; Oleaceae. Bases 210 to 1436 code for a protein of 408 amino acids. The record is from RefSeq and is a predicted model, not a curated record. Gene Ontology annotation, cellular component: Golgi apparatus.
GAGUUGUUGACCAUCAUGUUCCAACAUAGAAUGAGCUGUCUUCUGUUUUCCAAAGAAAUGACUGACUGUCUUAUAAGUGAAUAAUCCAAAAACCAUGUGAGAUUAACAGCUAAAGUAUACCACAUUUAAGCAAGUUAUUUAGGCACUGUCCAAAUUCGUUUUUCAAUGAUGAUUAAGCUUUCUGGAUAACGCAAUACCAGGUUGAGAAAAUGGCAGUCACCCAAAAAUUAGUUCUUGGAACAUGGAAAAUUAGAUACAAAUUUCAUUCAAUUGCGGUCCUCCUUCUCAUAGCCCUUGUGAUUGUUGUUGUUCGUUUAAAAGGGGAUAGUGAAGGCUUCCUUGAACAACAGAAGAGACCUGAUGACUCUAUUCCACAUUGUAAUUUUUUUUCAGGCAAAUGGGUUUAUGAUAACAUAUCUUACCCUCUGUACAAAGAGAAUCAAUGUUCUUUUAUGGAGCUUGACUUUGCGUGUCAGAAGUUUGGUCGGAAAGACUUGAAUUAUCAGAAAUGGCGAUGGCAGCCUCAUGAUUGUGAACUUCCGAGGUUCAAUUCUACUGCAUUAUUGGAGAACUUAAGAGGGAAAAAGCUUGUAUUUGUAGGUGAUUCCUUGAAUAGAAACCAGUGGACAUCAAUGUUGUGCCUCAUUGAGUCGUCGAUCCCUUCAUCAUCACCAUCAUCAUCUAAAUCACUGAUCUGGAAAGGCAACUCCAUCCUCUUUAAGGCCACUGACUACAAUGCAACCAUCCAAUUCUAUUGGUCCCCUUUUCUGGUUGAAUCCAACUGCGAUGAGAUUAAAGACCAUAGGGGACGAGUUCGUAUAAUAAGACCUAAUGCAAUUGAAAAGCAUGCUAGGCAAUGGACAGAUGCAGAUAUACUAGUAUUUGAUUCCUUUGUGUGGUGGGAGGAGCCAAAACUCACAGUACUAUGGGGAUCGUUUGAAAGCUCUGAUGCAAUCUACAAAGAAGUUGGAAGGAGUUACCGUCACUAUGAAAUGGCUUUGAAUACAUGGUCAGACUGGCUGGAAAUUAACAUUAACAGAAGUAGAACGAAGCUGUUCUUCAUGAGCCUCUCACCUCAUCACAGGGUGGGAGAAGAUUGGGGCAGGGAUAAAGGUCGAAAUUGCUAUAGUGAAACCCAGCCUGUUUUGAAAGAGCGAUAUCAAGGAAGUACCACUGAUAGUAUAAUGAUGCAGAUUGUAGAAUCAACAAUACACAAGCUCGAAACAAGAGGUGUAAAGGUAAAGUUCUUGAACAUAACGCAGUUGACAGAUUACAGGAAAGAUGCUCACCCUUCUGUCUAUAAGAAGUUUUGGAUGAAUCUAGCUGAAGAACAAUUAGCAAAGCCUGAGAGCUAUUCAGAUUGUGUGCAUUGGUGUCUUCCAGGAGUACCUGAUGUCUGGAAUGUUAUCCUUUUUUCCUACAUAAUGCAUUCAUGAUAAUUCACUUGUUACAAGGGCACUGGAAAAAUAGCAUAAUCAUGUACAUAAAUUAUCCAAAUUGAGGGUUAUUUUA